Olea europaea var. sylvestris is the source of this 897-nucleotide messenger RNA. RefSeq lists its product as uncharacterized. The record is from RefSeq and is a predicted model, not a curated record. The coding region runs from base 1 to 897 and encodes 298 amino acids. Lineage: Eukaryota; Viridiplantae; Streptophyta; Magnoliopsida; Lamiales; Oleaceae. The transcript is spliced from 4 exons.
AUGGUACAAACUUCAGGAUCAGGAGAGACCAACUCGAAGGAAGUAAAUGUCAUAACCAAUAGAUUUGGAAAAGUCAUAGAACCAAUCCCCAAACCUAGGGAAUGUGAGAAGGAUCCCAGCAGCGUAGAAGAGAGCACCCCUAGUGAAAAGGUAGUGAAAAAUUCCUAUAGAGUGCCCUUUCCUCAAGCCCUCAAGUCGUCCUCAAAAUCUGCUAGUCAAUACAGUGAAAUAUUAGAGCACCUCAAGCAAGUAAAAAUCAAUCUAUCUCUCUUGCACGUGAUUUUCCAGGUCCCCACAUAUACUAAAGUCCUUAAGGACUUGUGUACUAUAAAAAGGAAGUACCAUGUCAAGAAAAUCGCCUUCUUGACUAAAUACGUGAGUGUCGUAAUUGAACAAAAAGUCCCACCAAAGUAUAAGAACCCUAGUUGUCCUAUUGUUUCUUGUAUUAUAGGGAACCAUGAGAUUUUACAAGCUUUCCUCGACUUAGGGGCUAGUCUCAACAUCAUGCCUGAUGCUAUAUACUCGGUGUUAGGUCUAGGUGAGAUCAAACCUACUACAGUGGUCCUACCUUUUCUCGCUACAGCUAACGAUCUCAUCAAUUGUAGGAAUGGUUUGAUAAAGCUAUCAUUUGGGAAUAUGACCUUAGACAUCAACAUCUUUCACGUUAUGAAACAACCUAAGGAAGAUGAUGAGUGUCAUCAAACAUACAUGAUUGAUACAUUCGUUGAGGAGGAAGCACAUGAUUAUGGGACACCACCGAUGACUACUUUCAAUGAGUUUGGUGCAAUGCGCCGAAGGUUUAGUCCAUACAUUAUUCAUUGCAUUCUUUCAUAUUCAUUUUCUGCAUUACCCUUUCCAUUAAAGACUUUUGGACCUCUUAUACUUCAGCUCAUGUGA